GCCGUUGUUAAUCCAACAAAUACAAUAUAUGCCACAAAAAGAUUAAUAGGGCGUAGUUAUAACGAUAAAUCAGUUCAACAUGACGCAAAAUCAGUCCCAUACAAAAUAAUAAAACAUUCAAAUAAUGAUGCGUGGGUUGAAGCUUCGGGGAAAAAAUACUCUCCUUCACAAAUUGGUGCUUUUAUUCUAAACAAAAUGAAAGAAACAGCCGAAGGUUAUGUAGGUAAAAAAGUUAGUCAUGCUGUCAUAACUGUACCAGCUUAUUUUAAUGAUGCUCAACGCCAAGCAACAAAGGAUGCUGGGAAAAUAGCAGGACUUGAUGUUUUACGAGUAAUCAAUGAACCAACAGCUGCCGCACUUUCCUAUGGUUUGGAUAAAAACGAGGAUAAGAUAGUGGCAGUUUAUGAUCUUGGUGGUGGAACUUUUGAUAUUUCAAUUCUUGAAAUACAAAAUGGAGUCUUUGAAGUCAAGAGUACAAAUGGUGAUACUGCUCUUGGUGGUGAGGAUUUUGAUGGUGUAUUGGUAAAUUAUAUUAUCCAAGAAUUUAAAGCAGAACAAGGUGUUGACAUCUCAAAAGACAGUUUGGCCAUUCAACGUAUUAGAGAAGCUGCAGAAAAAGCAAAAAUUGAACUUUCAUCGACCCUACAAACAGAUAUCAAUCUUCCAUAUAUUACAGCCGAUAACAACGGUCCAAAACAUAUUAAUAUUAAAUUAACAAGAGCAAAGCUUGAAUCAUUGGUUAAAAAAUAUGUUGAUCGUACAAUUGAGCCUUGUAAAAAUGCAAUUAAAGAUUCUCAGGUUUCUCCAAAAGAUAUCAAUGAAAUAAUUUUGGUUGGAGGAAUGUCACGUAUGCCAAUGGUAUUUGAAACU
Molecule: messenger RNA, 870 nt
Organism: Entrophospora candida
Lineage: Eukaryota; Fungi; Glomeromycota; Glomeromycetes; Entrophosporales; Entrophosporaceae
Source: the annotation of a GenBank genome assembly